AUGAUUGUACCUGACGAUGAAAGCUUCCAAAGAAAACAGGACAAAGAAAGCAUUAUUCGGUUGCUUCUGCAAUCAAGCAGCAGCAGUGUGGUUCUGAUAGCAGGGAUGUUCGGGGUGGGAAAAACUGCGCUAGCCCAAAUGGUCAAGAAUGACUCAUCAAUACAAAGUCAUUUUGAUCACAGAUUAUGGGUUCCUGUGUCGGGGGAUUUCAAUCUCAUGAAGGUUUUAUGCUCAAUGAUCUUAGACCUGCAGCUUGAGCAAAUCAAAGAGGACAGAUCAUUUUAUUCUCCUCCAUUCCCUGAGCAGCAAUAUACAAGGCUGUUUAUGGGCUUGUGCAAGGAGAGAAGGGUUCUCAUCGUGCUUGAUGACUUAUGCAAUUUUGUGAAGCCUCAAGAUUGGGAAGAUUUCCAAUCUCUCCUCCUUGAUCCCUCUUGUGUGUUUGCCGUUCUCAUUACCACCCGCAACCCAAGAGUUUCCUUUAUAGUUGCUUCUCUUAGUAGGAGCACUACUGCUUCCUACUAUUUGCAACAGAUGUCUGAUGAGGAUUGUGGGUUGAUCCUGCAGAAAAAAGCUGAUAUUGCAGCUGUCAACAAGUGA
Messenger RNA from Beta vulgaris subsp. vulgaris (sugar beet), 597 nucleotides. Its product is annotated as disease resistance protein RGA2-like. Gene Ontology annotation, biological process: defense response to other organism. Bases 1 to 597 code for a protein of 198 amino acids. The transcript has a single exon. Lineage: Eukaryota; Viridiplantae; Streptophyta; Magnoliopsida; Caryophyllales; Amaranthaceae. The record is from RefSeq and is a predicted model, not a curated record. Gene Ontology annotation, molecular function: ADP binding.